GCAAACAGAGAGAUGCAUCGGAUUUGCGUCACUAAUCACUCUGAGUAGUUUUAAGUGCUCCGUACUCGCUUCCUCACUCUCUCUCUCUCUACCAAUACAUAUAUCUACAUUUCCCUUUCUCAUUCUGUAUAGAUUCAUUUUCCUGUUUUUUUGUGGUUGAUUUUUGCCGGAAAUAUUUUGAAUUCACUUAGGACGAUGAAUCGGAGUAGCGAUCCAAAUCCAUUUGAUGAAGAAGAGCAAGAAGUCAAUCCGUUUUCGAAGGGUAAUGCUGCUCCUGGAUCAAAGUCGCGUGUUCCUCAAUUUGUCAGCAAUACUCUGGGUUUUGGCCCAAAACAUGACGCGACUGUUGAUAUACCCUUGGACUCAAUGAAUCAGGAUUCAAAGAAAAAACAGAAGGAGCUUGCUGAUUGGGAAGCAGAUAUUAAAAGGAGGGAAAGGGAUAUCAAACGCAGAGAAGAUGCUGUUGCCAGUGCUGGUGUCCCCGCUGAUGACAGAAAUUGGCCUCCCUUUUUUCCUAUUAUUCAUCAUGAUAUAGCCAAUGAAAUCCCUGUUCAUGCUCAGAGGUUGCAGUAUUUAGCUUUUGCUAGUUGGUUAGGUAUGUUCUUUUUAUUGUUUGAUAGUUGUUGCACAAUGAUUUUUUCUGAUCUUUGAUUGCAUGAUUUACACUUCUGGUUGGUUUUAAUCCUUGUCUAGCCAAAUAGGUGGAACACAAAAGUUCUUAAAGUGAAGGAGCAUAAAUAUUGCAGAUUUUCUUUUCUAUUAUUUGGAUAAGACAGAAAUCAAACAAGUACAAUCAUGUUGGUUUAAGAAAUGUUGUCAAGAGGGGAAGAAAAACAGGAUGAGGUGUAAACAAAAGUUAUAAAUAUUGGUUACAUCCCUCGACAUUUGUUCACAAGAUGCUUGGGGAAAAAUAACCACUUGCAAGCUCUAUGGCAGAUCAACAGGCAUAGCUUGAUAUCUCUAUUUGUUUUUUUAGUUUAUGCUUUUGGUCUUCACUUUCCACAGGAAGGGGAAAAAUUGGCUCCUUUGUUUUUCAUAAAGUUUAUGAAUCCCUUACUUUUUGAAUGUUUAGUUAUAGUUUCACUUCAGCUCCAACAUGUUCUGAUUGCAAUUGGUCUAUUAUGACAAUAGCAUUUCUUUAGCAAUUAUACAAAUAUUUCAGUCUCACAUAUGAAUGCUG
This is a messenger RNA of Coffea arabica (coffee), 1180 nucleotides long. NCBI's taxonomy places the organism in Eukaryota, Viridiplantae, Streptophyta, Magnoliopsida, Gentianales, Rubiaceae. The record is from RefSeq and is a predicted model, not a curated record.